AUGUGCUUGACCUUGAAUCGAGCAAGCAGUCCUCAAGUUAAUAAACUAACAGGGCAGACAAGGAGAAAAAAAGAUGAAAAUGCUACUGAUAAUGAAAAUGAGAAAAGAAAACGAUCAGUGUCAAAAGAAGAACAGGGUUCUGGAGCAAGAAGAUCUACAAAGAAGACCAAAGAUGGCAGAGUGGUAGAUACCUUUUGCUGGAAAUGUCACAAACAAGGAUAUGAUAAAAUAUGUUCAACUUGUCCCAGAGUUUACCAUAAUACCUGCUUAAUUAAAGCUGGUAAAUUCACUGAACAAGAUGUUUGUCCUGAAUGCCAAUUACCAAGUGUGGAUGGGACAAAGCCUUCUGAAGGUUUAACUGCAGAUAUGAUGGACAAAGUAUUAGUGUGUCUAAUACGACGGCUAUUGCCUGCCACAACAUCAAAAUCAUUUGGUAUUAAUACUCAGUCAAAGGGGAGAUUCAGCAAGCUGAAUGACAAAGUACCUACAAAGCUGCCAGAACUCAUGAAGUGGCCACAACAAAAGUAUAAAACAUGUAAACCUGUGGAUCUAGGACUGCUAAUAGAAGCUAUUAAAAAUGGUGGUUCCUACUCCAGAACUGUAGAAUUAUUUUCUGAUGUGCAGUGGAUUUACCACAAUUCUUACAAAUUCUUUGGAGCUCAGUCUGAAAUCACAAAAGCAGCUAAUAAAAUAGUGAAAGCUGUGAAGAAUGAACUUCUGGAUAUAGAAGCUUGCUACGAGUGCUACUAUAGGAAUUAUAAUGAGAUUGAGGCCUAUGAUUGUGACCCAUUUUCGAUGAUAUGUACUGACCCUCAUGUACUAAUAUGGGCAAAAUUAAAAGGUCAUCCUUUUUGGCCAUCUAAGUGUUUAAAAGUUAUCGAUGGUAAGGCGCAAAUCCAGUUUUUCGGAACACAUGACAAGAACUGCGUUGAAGCUAAUACCUGCUAUUUGCUGUCUAGAAACCAUCCAAAUCCUAAAUAUGUUGGACAAAAGACAUAUUAUUCUUCCAUUACUGACUUAGAUUUUUAUACCCAAAACUAUGCACGAAAGUAUGGACCAUAUUGUUAUGCUGAGGAUAAAGUACAAUUUCUUCCAACUGAUAAAUGGCAUUGGGUAAAGGAAAAGCCUCAGUUUCAGUCACCCUCUCCAAAACGAAAACAUGUUAGAAAAUCUACCCAUGGAAAAAGAGCUACUGUAAAUGGAGAGACUGAUCAUAAUACUGGAGGUGAUUCUGGAAUGAAUAUUGUUAUAUCAUCCAUAAGAGGAAUUUCCAAUGAAGAUGCAUUUCAGGAUAACUGUGAACCACAAACUGCUCCAAAUUCUGAUCAAAAUGAAAGUUUUUGCAAUUAUCAAACUGUUGGUAAUUCAUGGUCAUCUUACCCUUGGCAUAUUGUGUCUAAUUCCAUAUCAUAUAGUCCUUGGGUGUCUCUUCAUCGUCUUGAUGAUUCCGUAACAUUGCAAUAUCAGCAGAAAAUGAAUUAUCAAGCCAAUCCAUCGAUAAAAUUUUCAACUUCUCAGCCAGUCAUUGCUAAUUUGCAGUCUUGCAGUGGAGCAAGAGGCAAUGUUCGCAAGUCAGUGGGUACGCUAGAACAAUCCCAUGAGGAACUAAGUGAUCAACCAGCAUGUAGUUCAGGACUACAGAGCAAUGUGCAAAGUCAUCCAGAAUCAUUUACACUGCCAACUUCAUGUGGAAGAAGGCAAACACUCACUAAUUCUGAGCGCAUCAAUGACAUUUCAGGAUUUUCAUCCAAUGUGAAUGAAAAUUCUGCUGACGAACCAUUUAGUGCGAGGAGUGCCAAUGACUUCUUCGGAAAUGAGGUGGAAAGUAUAAAAGAAUUAUUGGGCUUAAAAGGAAAUAUUGAGACGACGGAUCCAGAAAUAUGUAAAAUGCUUUUAGAAGGUGGACGUUACAUUAAACAGUCAAGCGAUCAAAUUCUACAGUAUUUUACAAGCUAUGCUAAUGGCCAUAAAAUUAUUUGUUCAUUCUUGAAGAAGAUAAAAAGCAUUGAUUCUGACAUAAGGGAUUUAGAAAGGGAAAAAGAAGAACUAAGGGAAAAAGCAAGUGAAUGGUUUAAUCCUACAUAUGCACAAAUCAUUAGAGGAACAAGGAAGAUGGCAGAAGACAAAACAGCAGAAAAAUUUAACAGAGAGAAAAAACGUUUGGAUACAGAAAUAAAAAAUUUGCAAAAUGUGCUACUGUUUCACAAUAAAGAGCAUUCAAAUUAUAUUAGAACUUUAAAUAAAAAUCUCAGAAGCACGAAGACUAACACUGAUGGGCUUACGAAAGAAAAUUGUAAAAAAUAUGAAGAAAAAGCAAUCUUAGAACGAAUAAAACUAGAACAAGAAUAUAAUGAUAAAAUUUUAGAAAUUAAAUCUCAAGUGUGGUGUAAAAGAUGCCUAGAGGUUGGAAAAAUCUAUUGCUGCUGGAAUACAUACUAUUGUACUGAAGACUGUAGGAUUAAACAUCGUGCAGUUCACCAGCCUUUAUGCCGUGAUAAAAAGAAAUUACUUUCGGGGCAUUCUGUAACGAUUGAAGAAAUAACAGAUUCAGAGGCUUGUGAAGCUAGCACAUCAACCUUUCCGGUGCCCGUGAUUGAAGAAGAUUAGUGUUUUGUUUCUAAGCUGUUUAUUUGUUAAAAACUUUUUGCUUACAAAUCCUUUAUUUUUGUAAUCAAUUAUUUCCAAAUCUUACAUUUGUUUUUGUUUUUUCAUCUGUGUGUUAUAAAGUUUUCUCUUCAUGCAUAUUUGUAUUGGGAACUGUGCAAGUUUUGUUAUGUUCUCUUCAUAGUGGGGAAAUUUGAAGUCUCAUUUUUGAUUUAAAAAAAAAAACUAGAUCAAUCAUGUGCAGACAUAUUUUUAAAUAAAACAAGU
Uloborus diversus is the source of this 2871-nucleotide messenger RNA. RefSeq lists its product as uncharacterized. The record is from RefSeq and is a predicted model, not a curated record. Gene Ontology annotation, molecular function: protein binding. NCBI's taxonomy places the organism in Eukaryota, Metazoa, Arthropoda, Arachnida, Araneae, Uloboridae. The coding region runs from base 1 to 2607 and encodes 868 amino acids. The transcript is spliced from 19 exons.